This is a messenger RNA of Pestalotiopsis fici W106-1, 1215 nucleotides long. RefSeq lists its product as uncharacterized. Bases 1 to 1215 code for a protein of 404 amino acids. Lineage: Eukaryota; Fungi; Ascomycota; Sordariomycetes; Amphisphaeriales; Sporocadaceae. The transcript has 3 exons. The record is from RefSeq and is a predicted model, not a curated record.
AUGCAUUUUCGCGUUGCAACAGCAUUCCUCGCGGCGGCAGGUGUCGCGGUAAACGCGACUCCGGUGAACCUCAUUUCGCAGGUUGAAUGUCUUGUUGUGAAUGCAGUUGUCAAGGCCUUGGCAACGUACUCAUCGGCGACUCCCUUUUGUAGCUCGUAUUUGUCAAUUCCUACCAUUACCAGUACGGCCACUGCAACUUCGACAGUCUUUCCCACCGAGACCACUACGACAACCACUGGAACCGACACAAGCACUGCUCCUGCCGUGACUGUCACAGAGACUGCUUCUGAAACCAUCACGACAUGCAUUCUGUCCGCAGUGCAAAAGCGUGGUCAAAAGACAACCACCACCACCAAGUCCAGCACCACCUCUGUCUCGACUUCCAAGUCCACUGCGUUGCCGUCGUGCGUCGCGACAUUUGCUAGCGCCCAGAUCUCAACCGCCUGCAGUUGCUUGUCGAUCCCUACUCCAAGCACGACUGUCACAUCCACAGUGACCGUGACCCCGACCGCCACUAGUAUUGUUCAGGUUGCUGCUUCAGCGACGACGACGCCUACCGUGACAGUCACCGCCACGUCGACGUCUACUGAAAUUGUUUGCCCGACACCCUCGUCCUGCGAUAACCAAGGUCUGCAGUGGGCCGAGUACUACAACAGCCAGGGUGACAACAACGAUGCCUCGUACAGCAACUUUUAUGCUGAAGUCUACAAGACCCAGACCCCGAAUGUCCAGGGUGUGACCUCCACCAUUGGUGGCAUUGAUGCCUCGGGCGGUGUCGCCAUUAGUAUCUACGGCAGCAGCAGCACCUUUUACUCGGACUAUUUCGCGCUGGACCACAAGGGCUACCUCUUUGCUGUCGCCACCGGAACCUAUAAAUUUAGCUUCGCUGGCGUGGACGAUAUCGCCGCGCUGUGGUUGGGCUCUACUGCUUACGCUGGCUGGACCCGUGCCAAUGCCAACCUGGUCGUUCCCUUCCACCAGGGAUACGGACCUGGAAGCGGCAGCACUACGAUUGAUUUGGUCGAGGGCCAAUAUCUUCCCAUCCGGGUCUUGUUUGGACAGGGACAGGGCAAUGCCGUGUUCCAGCUCAGUGUUACUGCUCCUGAUGGCACCGUCUUUUUGGACUCUAGCACUGAGAACAGUCCCUAUAUUGUGCAGUACUCUUGCGACGGUACAACCGCGCCAGCGUAUACUGCAUGGGGCACUGAGGCAUAG